AAGGUGGUCUGUUCUGUCCAGUCAUGCGAGAUCAUUGCCGGUCGGGGCCGAGGUGCCACCGGACCUCCGGACCAUGACCUCAGACAGCAGACUCAUGGAUGAGGCCGACAUUGACGUGGAGGGACAGACGGACGGAAGUAAUGCAGAUUUGUCUGUGAUCAAUACUCAUGUUGUUGAGCAAAGCGCUUCAUCCCUCACUCAGGGAGCUCGUGAGGACGAAGACUCUGCAGAGCGGCUGCAGGAUAGUCCGGGCGAGAGAUCCGCCCCGGUGAAGCCCCCAUACUCAUACAUCGCUCUCAUCACCAUGGCCAUCCUCCAGAGCCCGAAAAAGAGACUCACCCUGAGUGAGAUAUGUGAUUUUAUCAGCCAGCGCUUUGCGUAUUAUCGAGAGAGGUUCCCCGCAUGGCAGAACUCCAUCCGCCACAACUUGUCUCUGAAUGACUGCUUUAUCAAAAUGCCCCGGGGGCCUGGGGACCCUGGCAAGGGGAAUUACUGGACCCUGGACCCCAUGUCGGCAGAUAUGUUUGAAAAUGGGAGUUUUCUUCGGCGAAGGAAACGCUUCAAGAGGCCACAUUUUAAUUUAGGGACAAUGAAGGACUCCAGGGUUAAGGAGAGCAGCCCCUUCUUUCCUCUCCUCGGGACGUUGAGUCUCCAGGGGCAGGAUUUGUACCAAGAUCUGGGCUUAGGAAGUGGAUUUAGUCCCCUCACGAGAUCUAGCAUCCCACCUGUUAGCAGCGUCAUACCUGCACUCUCCUCGCUCCUCUCCAAGAAUUUCCCCUCAUGUAUAACUUUUGAACAUUUCGACCCGGGACGCUGCGCUGCUGUCCCAUCUCUGGCUCCAAACUGGCUUCAAACCCCCCUGCACGGAAUGAUACCCACCUACCCUGUUUCUCAGCUUUCUGAUUUCCCCACUCGGAUCAUCAAAUUAUCGUCUAAUUUAUUUUAAUGUUUUGAUUCCUGCCUAUCUCCGUAGGCCUAUAUCCUUCCUCUCAGCAUGAGAAUAUGGUACAUUUUAAAUAAAUUCAGUUUUUAUAGAUGGCAUGCAAACAGGCCUCCAACCAUAUUUUGUACGUGUUUUUCAAAAACCUAUUGUACAGUCCUUAAAUAUGUUCUAAAUAAUUGAAUUAACUAAGUCUGAGCAAGUUUAUAAUUACACUAUCAAAUAAUAUCUGUAAAUACAGCAAUACAUGUUACUACAUUUUACUUGUAUUGACUGUAUUACAAAUGCCUGGUUGCUGACUCUUAUUUGAACAAAAUAUAAAUUGCAAGAUGUGCUCGAAAUACAAACGAACCUAAAAUUAAUUACCAGCAAAAACUAUUCCAUAUCCUUAAAAUAAUUCCACACAGAAACAAACGUGGCUUUACAGUUCAUUUUUGGGCAAAAAAACCCACUUAAUUUAAACAUCAGAAUGUAAAUACAAAUAUAUAUUAUAAGACAUAGUAAACAUAUAAAAAGUAGGAAAAUAUUGUGCAAAUAUGGGAAAUAUAAUAUGCAGCUCUUUUCUGAUAGUCCUUGGAUUUGCUCAAACAGUAGGCCUACUUGUCUGCAAAGGGACUUGACAUAAUUUAUUAAUUAAUUAAUUCGGAUGACAUCGAUUGAUUUUUUGCUGUGGAUGCAAAAUAUGAUAUGAUAUGAUAUGAACACAAGUGAGCACAUUUAAUCUACCCGGCCCUUCUUGUUUAUUGAUUUUCUUAAGUGAAUGAUUUCCUCCACAUUGUGUGCGAAAGAGGUCCAGCUAUAAUAACGAUAAUUAUAAUUCAACACGCGCUGGUUUUGUCUUCAUCUGCAGCCUAUAAGUGGCAUGAACGUAUAGCAUGUGUUCAAAAUCAGGCGUCAAACUGCACCUCUGUCCUUAAUAAUCGGAUGUACGGUGCUGUUUUUAUUGAUUUGUAGAAAUUUGAGCAGUACAAAUUGCCCCUUCUUUUAGGAAGUUGG
Molecule: messenger RNA, 1936 nt
Organism: Notothenia coriiceps (black rockcod)
Lineage: Eukaryota; Metazoa; Chordata; Actinopteri; Perciformes; Nototheniidae
Gene: foxd7
Product: forkhead box D7
Exons: 1
Coding region: 74-946 (290 amino acids)
Biological process (GO): regulation of transcription by RNA polymerase II; anatomical structure morphogenesis; cell differentiation
Molecular function (GO): RNA polymerase II cis-regulatory region sequence-specific DNA binding; DNA-binding transcription factor activity, RNA polymerase II-specific
Source: RefSeq, a predicted model, not a curated record